Molecule: messenger RNA, 1011 nt
Organism: Dichotomopilus funicola
Lineage: Eukaryota; Fungi; Ascomycota; Sordariomycetes; Sordariales; Chaetomiaceae
Exons: 1
Coding region: 1-1011 (336 amino acids)
Source: RefSeq, a predicted model, not a curated record
AUGUGGCCAGCAACGACGAAUUCCAAAAUAUCACAGACCGUGGGGCCGUCAUCACCACCCGAGACCCCCAGGACCGCCUCUCCCGUUUUCGGCCGCAAGAGCAGUCCCCGGCCUCGGGAACGACGGCCACCACCACCACCACCAUCACAAGGAGCCCAACACCGUCGUCCAAUGGCCCCGCCGCCGCUGUUAGUGCCGAUCGGCCAAGCGGCGGUGAACGGCCUGAUGAACAUGGCCUUCUCCAACCACGCCGGGGCCAUCCGCCCCGGCCAGCUCUCGCCGCGAUCGAGUAGCUCGUCGUCCGUACCAGCGUCUGACUCCGAAGAUUCGGAUGAUUCUGAUGAUUUCGCUGCCCUCUCUCCUCCCUCGCCGCCGACGGCGACCGAGGGCUUACGACCACCAACACCGGACCCACCUGCGCCCCGGCCGCCCGUCCGGGUCACCCGCAUCGUCACGGAGACGGAGCUCGUCGUUGAGGAGAUGAGCGACUUCGGCGAGAGUGACAGCGACCGGGCCAAUGUCAUCCGGCCAUGCGCAAUUGAGUAUCCGGAGUCAGACCAUAGCCGCUCGGGGUCGCGCACCCGGCCCGAAAUUGACUCGAGAAACCUGUUCAACGGCCUCAGCCUCAACUGCAGUGACGACUCGGAUCUGACCGACAUGGACGAGCAGGAAUUUCAUGCCUGUUUAAUGAAGCGCCGUGCGGAGCGGCGCCACAAACGUAUGACGUCAGGAAGCAUCGGCAAGCGCACCAUCAGCGAGAGCAUCGGCAGCGACACGGACCGUGAGGAUAUCCGCUCGCUGUUGGGCGUUGAAGAGGCCGGCUCCAGCGCACGCCGCCUCCGUCGGAGGGUGGGUGAUCGUCGCAGCCUGCAGUUCUCUGAUCCGCCGGCGCCGAGAAUUGAUGAGCUUGACGAGCCAGCCUCGAGCGACGACGAAAUCAUUAUUGGGGAGUCGCUCGCCCGAGAGCUCCCCUACUAUGAAUAUGUUAGCAUGGAGGUUGAUUCUCCGUAG